GUACAGGACAAAAAAUUUCCAAAAUAAUUUCCUUUUUAAAAUAAUUUCAAUUAAAAUUCAGUUUUUAAAUUAAAUAAAAAAUACAAUUACAUAUAUUUAUUAAACUCAAUAGAUUCUCAUUCAAUAUUAUUGAAUUGAAACAAAAAACUGUCCAAAAAAACUCCGACCAUCUACAAGAAAAGAAAGAAGAAAAAAAAAACCUGCACAUGCCACUUGCACGUGCCCCUAAUUGAAAAAUUGCACUGUUUUUUUUCAAUUGAUUUCCUUCGAUUUACACUAUAGAAAGGUGUAUAUAGUUUCUUUUUUUUUUUGUAUUGUUAAUUUUAACAAAAAGCAUGUCUUUAUAAAGCAAAAUUCUAAAAAUCAAUAAAAAUCCAAUCUUUCUUAAAAAAACAAUGGCAAAAAGCAAAUCCAUUGUUUAUCUUGGUUAUGAAGAUGAAGAGGUCACCGAAAAGCAUAGGAAUCUCAUGAAUAGUACUGUCAAUAAAAUUGGAGGAUGUCCUGACUGGCCGGUUGCCGAUAUUAAAGUUCCAAAUUGUCCAAUCUGUAGCUCAGUUCGUCCAUUGCUUGUUCAAUUAUAUGCUCCUCUAGAUAAUUCCCAAUUCCAUCGCACUUUGUAUGUGUUUGCUUGCUUGCAUCCUUCUUGUUCAAGCUCGAGCAAAGGAUGGCUUUGUUUACGCACUCAAAAUCUAGACACGUCCCACUGCGACAUUGAAUCUGCCGCAGCGGCAGGUAAUAAAAAUAAGAAAUCCUCCUCGGCUGCGCAAAAAAUGUCCUGGUGCAGCGGAGUUGAUGAUUGGGGUGACGAUGCUGAUGAUUUCAAUCAGAAUGAGGAAAAUGGAAAUGUGAUAAAAAUGGACAAUUCGAGAUUGUCCGAUGACGAAGAUGAAAGUAAUUCAAUGGAAAAUGAUUUAAUUUGUGCUUUGGACAAUUUGGAUGUUGAUGAUAAGAAUGCAAAUUGUAAUGGAGCACAAGGAGAUGGUGGUGGUGGUGGCGGAAAUGGUUGUGGUGCAGGAGUUGGUGCUUUUGGCACUGUCAAUGUUCAGAAUUGUUGUGCUGAAAUUGAAGGUGGCGAGUCGGAUGUUGUUUUGGUGGAAACACCUCAAAUACCAGAACGUAAUUUGAUGGCUUUGUUGAAAGAAAGUGGAACGGAUCCGUGUAAAAUUACUGAUCCAACAUUGAGAAGUUUCUUUUUGGCUGUGGAUGAGGAGAGAAGUGUUUCAUCGCCAACAAAUUAUUUUGGAUUGACCGAUCAUGUGCGGGAUUUGUAUCAGGAAUAUAAAAAGUUGGAAGAUUCUUUGGGAAGUUCAAGUCCAGUGACUCCGCCAACUGGAUCGGGUAUUGGUGGAAGUGGUGGGAAUGAUGGAGCUGAAGGGGAGUUGUAUGAAAAGGGGAUACCCGUUCAUGGGGAUAUUAUGUUUCAUAAUUUCUUGUCUAGUAUACAAGCUAAUCCGGGACAGUUGAUAAGAUACUCACGUGAUGGCCAUCCACUAUUAAUAGCACCACUAACUGAACCAAUACCAAAAUGUCCAAAUUGUGGUGGCGAAACGGUCUGUGAAGUUCAAAUACUAUCCACGCUCAUUCCCAAACUACGAAUGCAACAAAACGAUGAUGCCGCUCCAAUUGAAUACGGAAAUGUCCUGGUUUUUACAUGCCUCAACAGUUGCUGGGAUACACCUGACAAAAUGCGUUACGAAAACAUAAUUGUUCAAAAGGAAAUCUAAAUGCUAAUUUUUUAAUUUAAUUAACAUUUCCAUAACUAAAAGACAGUACCUAGAAUGCUUUUUAGUAAACUUAUCUAGUCAUUUAUUUUUAUGCAUUUUUCUAUAUCUGCUUUGGGGGCAGGUCCUUGUAUGCUAGAUAGAUUGUAAAUGCACAUCUUAAUUUUUUUUUUCUAACAGAAAAUUGCACACUCAAAAGUGCUUUGUCAAUUAAAUAACUAAAAGAACAUCAUAAAUAUUUUUAUGAGUAGAAACUAAAAAUUAAUAAUAUUUUGAUGGAACAUAUCGUUUUUUAUUAUUUUUCUUUUAUUAACCAAAACAAAAAAAAAAGAAUAUGAGGGGAAAUAGAAAAGUAAGAAAACAGCAAUAGGCUGAAAUGAGUGAUGUUCGUUUAAGAAAAAAAAAAAAGAAACUAUGCAACGAUUGAUGAUUGCAUGUGAAAGUGAUUUUUGAAAGUAAAAAACAAAAUAAAAACGUAUAUUUACAGAAUUGUAUUGUAAAACACGAAGGAAAUAAAAUACCGUGUCAAAGUUUAAAGCAUUGAUGCUAAAUGAUAAAUAUAAUUAAAUAUAUUUCUUCCACUAUGUAGAUUUCUAUUUACACCACAAACAAAAAAAAAAAAAACCUAACAAUUAUAUUCAGAA
This is a messenger RNA of Episyrphus balteatus (marmalade hoverfly), 2365 nucleotides long. RefSeq names its product programmed cell death protein 2-like (gene trus). Bases 396 to 1724 code for a protein of 442 amino acids. The record is from RefSeq and is a predicted model, not a curated record. The transcript is spliced from 3 exons. NCBI's taxonomy places the organism in Eukaryota, Metazoa, Arthropoda, Insecta, Diptera, Syrphidae. Gene Ontology annotation, cellular component: cytoplasm.